Vitrella brassicaformis is the source of this 1280-nucleotide messenger RNA. NCBI's taxonomy places the organism in Eukaryota, Vitrellaceae. The record is from the annotation of a GenBank genome assembly.
GGGGACUCUUUGUUGACAUGAUCAUCAUCAGCAGACAUACAUACAUGGGUCCGUCCAAUUCACUUGACAAACGCUCUCAUCCUCCCUGUCUGCCCCCAGCCCGUUCGGCACGGCACGGCACGCGUCCACACAUCCAUACAUCCAUCCAUCCAUACGCCACUCCGUCACCAAACUUAUUGGUCGAAUCGACUUCUGUUCACUGGCCGCAAAAACUCGAAAACUCUGACUGACACCAAGUGUCGCGUCUGCCUGCCUCUAACCUGCCCGUCUGUCUUUGUCGCUGUUCCUCUUUCUCUCUGCUGUCUUUGUCUGUGUCAGUCUCAUCAACUGACUGAUCGAGUGACUGACGGACGGAAAAAACACCCACCACACAUGAAUGAAUGUCGAACCGCUUGAUGGCUGGCUGGCCCGGCGGCUCAGAGUUUGGACAUGACCACAUUGGCGAAUGCGUCAUCGCCCUCUCCGAUCCACUCGACCCGCCCGCCGGGGGCGAUGAUCAUGGCGUAGCGCUUCGAACGGGUCCCCAGGAAAUUGCCAGACGCGUCCAUCUCCAUACCUAUCGCCUGGUGGGUGGACCACACACACACACAAGAUAAUACAGACAUACAGACAGACAGAGUGUUCUCAUGUGUGUGUGUGUGUGUGUGUGUGUGUGGUAUGGAUGCGUGAAUAUGCAUAUAUACCAACCUUGGUGAACUCGCCGUUGCCAUCCGAGAUCAUGGUGACGGCCGAGGUGGGCGCGUUGACGGUCUUGGCCCAGGCGUCCAGCACGAAUGGAUCGUUGACGGCCACACAGCCGACGAAGGGUGCCUUGCCCUUGAUGGCCGCCGACUGCUCCACAAAACCAGGCAAAUGCUUCUCACUGCAAGUCGGCGUGAAAGCACCUGCAAUCAUCGCACGAUAAAAGGGGGCAGUGCAGCGUCGCAAUGGCAUUGAUUGAGUGCCUGGCUCGUGUGUCCUACCCACCCGGUACGGCAAAGAGCACUCCGCGCUGGUUGGCGAAGAGAUCCAGGAUGCCUCUCACCUCACCCGCCACUUUCACCGACACGUUCGGCAGAGUGUCGCCUACACGCACUCAAACAUAACUGCCAUGCAGUGGUGGUCGCUUGCUGGGCUUCGCUCUUGACCUACCCACGGCAAUCAUGGUGAUGCGGUGCGGCGCCCGGAGGCGGCCGACAGGAGCGCGGGCAACAAAGCCGUUGCAGAUGGUGCAGAUCGAGAGAAGCACGAGCGCUCCGAACGACUUCAUUUCCAAAAGCCGGCUGCGCAAAAUCGGUUCC